Messenger RNA from Melozone crissalis (California towhee), 750 nucleotides. RefSeq names its product TGFB induced factor homeobox 2 (gene TGIF2). NCBI's taxonomy places the organism in Eukaryota, Metazoa, Chordata, Aves, Passeriformes, Passerellidae. The transcript has 2 exons. Bases 16 to 750 code for a protein of 244 amino acids. The record is from RefSeq and is a predicted model, not a curated record. Gene Ontology annotation, molecular function: DNA-binding transcription factor activity, RNA polymerase II-specific; RNA polymerase II cis-regulatory region sequence-specific DNA binding. Gene Ontology annotation, biological process: regulation of transcription by RNA polymerase II.
GCGGGCAGCUCCACCAUGUCGGACAGUGACCCGGGGGACGAGGACGGCGCCACAUCCCCUGACCCCUCGCAGUGCAAGAGGAAGAGAAGGGGAAACCUCCCCAAGGAGUCGGUGAAGAUCCUGCGGGACUGGCUGUACGAGCACCGCUUCAACGCCUACCCCUCGGAGCAGGAGAAGCUCAGCCUCUCGGGGCAGACCAGCCUCUCCGUGCUGCAGAUCUGUAACUGGUUCAUCAACGCGCGGCGGCGGCUGCUCCCCGACAUGCUGCGCAAGGACGGCAAGGACCCCAACCAGUUCACCAUCUCCCGCCGCGGGGGCAAGGCCGGGGACGCGGCCGUGCCGCGGGGCGCUGCCGCCGGCGCCGGGCUGCUCGUGGUGCCGCCCGCGGGCGCCUCCAAGGUGCUGUCCAUGUCGGUGUGCCCGCGGGUGCUGUGCCAGCCGGCGCGGGCGCUGGCCGUGGUGAGCGCCCACAGCCCCGAGUGGGAGAAGCCGGCCGGGCCCGAGGCCAGGGCGGGCCCCGGCAGCAGCAGCACCCUGACCCUGCUGGCGCGGGCCGAGGCGGGCAGCCCCACACCCGGACUCUUCAACACGCCGCCCCCGACGCCCCCCGAGCUCUUCGGGGACGACUUCAGCAGCUUCCAGCUGCUGGUGGAGGUGGCCCUGCAGAAGGCGGCCGAGCUGGAGCGGCAGCGGCAGGGGGGGCAGCUGCCCCUGGCUCCGCACGCCGAGCCCCCCGGAGCCCCCAAAUAG